AACAUCAUUAGGUAAAUCAAACAAGGGGUGGAGUCAAACUAAGACAAAGGGAUACAAAAUGGCUGUUCAGAGACACUGUAGUUAUUGCAAAUGUCAAAGAAAUAUGUACAAUUGCAACUAAAAACUAGAUAAUAAUGGCGCUCUGUAUUACAUUCCUUCUACUUCUUACCUUUGGCUGUUCAGCUACAGUUCAGCAGCUUUAUCGGGAAGCGGAAUCUUGGAGCCAAGUGGCAAAUACCCCUGGGAGAUUAGUUCCACAGUAUAGGCCUGUUCAAGAACCAGCCAGAUUUCAACCAAGUCCUCUGCAAUGGCCCGCCAGAGUCCAGACACCUCAAUUUCAAAACCCUUUCCUCCAGUCAAAGCAGACCUUCAAUGAGACUUUGACCUGGAGAUAUCCUGAAGAUCCAGUCAAAGAGGUGCAGUUGGCUAUUGAUGAGCAGAGACCGCUGCCUGUGCCUGCCAGUAGCAUUGCAGUUCAAUGUGGGGAGACUGCUGCUCGUGUGGAAGUGAAACGAGAUCUGCUUGGUAUCGGCCAACUCAUUCACCCAGCGGAUCUUACCUUGGGAGGCUGUGCUGUCACCGGGGAGGAUGCUUCCGCUCAAGUUCUGAUCUUUGUCACUGAGCUGCACGAAUGUGGCAGCACUCUGACGAUGACUGACGAUUCACUUGUCUAUGUCUUCACACUACGUUAUACACCAGCCACCCUGGGCAGCAGCCCCAUUGUUCGGACUAGAGAAGUGGUGGUCUGGGUUGAGUGCCACUAUCAAAGAAAUCAUGUGAGCAGUGAUUCAGUGAAGCCCACCUGGAAUCCCUAUGCCUCCACUAAGGUUGCAGAGGAGCUCCUCUACUUCUCCCUGAGGCUAAUGACUGACAACUGGCAUUUGGAGAGACCCAGCAAAGAGUACGUCCUUGGAGAUAAUAUUAACUUUGAAGCUUCUGUCGUCCAGUUCUUCCAUGUGCCCCUCCGAGUCUUUGUGGACACCUGUGUAGCCACAGUCAUCCCAAACGCCAACGCUGUCCCAAGAUAUGCCUUCAUCGAGAACCGUGGUUGUCUGGUCGACACCAAGCUGACAGGAUCCAGAUCCCAGUUCAUACCUCGCACCAUGGAUGACACGCUCCAGUUCCAGAUCGAAGCCUUUAGGUUUCAUGUUGUGAACACUGGCUCACUAUACAUUACCUGCCUCCUGAAAGCCACAACCGCUUCAUCCCCUAUUGAUCAUGAGAACAAGGCUUGUUCCUUCUCAAAUGGAUGGCGCGAGGCCAAUAAGAAAGACCAGGUGUGUGGCUGUUGUGACACAGACUGUGGCAUGAGAAGGGAACCGGAUCCAGAUUUCCGGUGGGAGCAAGAAGCGUCUAUUGGUCCUCUCAACAUCAAAGAAAAGCUUCUUGACUGAUGGCCUAUUUAAUCAUUUGGACUGACAUUCCUGUUGAACAAACACAUUAUGGAUGAUUAAAAAAAAUAUGGA
Oncorhynchus gorbuscha (pink salmon) is the source of this 1466-nucleotide messenger RNA. Its product is annotated as zona pellucida sperm-binding protein 3-like. The transcript is spliced from 8 exons. Bases 135 to 1394 code for a protein of 419 amino acids. NCBI's taxonomy places the organism in Eukaryota, Metazoa, Chordata, Actinopteri, Salmoniformes, Salmonidae. Gene Ontology annotation, biological process: egg coat formation; binding of sperm to zona pellucida; positive regulation of acrosome reaction. Gene Ontology annotation, cellular component: extracellular matrix. The record is from RefSeq and is a predicted model, not a curated record. Gene Ontology annotation, molecular function: acrosin binding.